AUGAAUCGCUGCUGGUCAUCACGCCGAGAAGGUAAGGAACUUGAAGAAUUCCAGACCGUGACGAGGCUGGGGAAAGCGACCCGCCUACUGUCCUUGAAGAACACUGACUGCAAGAUCGUGGCGGCGAUGGGCAACUCAUUAAUGAAGCCAAUCAUUGCGAAGUCGGCGCACCACGCGCAGAAUGGCUUCCUCCCCAAUUGGCAAUUCAUCGAGCACGUGGUGAUGAUGGACGCCCAAGCCCGCAUCGUCGCCAUGACACCCAAAGAAUUGGAGAGAGACCCACUCAUGAUGAUGUUUGACUUCGGCAAUGCGUUCCCGUCGAUGUGCCGCAACUUCCUCUCUCAAGUGUGGCGGCUUCCCUCGCAGUACCUCAACAUGGUUGACGCGAUCUACAUGUUCCCGCUGGCCUGGACCAUCCUGAGCGGCACGAUGCAGGUAUCCUGCUGGCUCGCAUCUGGCAUCCUGCAGGGAUGCCCCUGGUCUGGGGCGCUCUUGGCGGCCGGCGUGGACCCCUAUCAUCAAGACCUCUUCCAUCGCACGCGCCACUUCAAGCAGCGGGUCAUUGCAGUCUGCGCUGACGACGUGGGCGCGGUCCUCCCCAUCCGUACAGACGAUUCGCCCACUGAGCGGUGUAUUCUAUGGUGCGGAGCACCUGGCGCACCUGGCCCUCAAGACGCUGAAGUGCAAGAUUGUACCGCUGGCGGAGGAGUUCUCCGCUGA
This is a messenger RNA of Prorocentrum cordatum, 720 nucleotides long. Lineage: Eukaryota; Dinophyceae; Prorocentrales; Prorocentraceae. The record is from the annotation of a GenBank genome assembly.